CAACCACAUUCUGAAUUCACCAUUGAAAACCUGGUCUGUACUGCAUCUGAACUAUUUGCAGCAGGAACAGAGACAACAAGCCCACACUGAGAUAUGGACUCCUGAUUCUCCUGAAACACCCUGAGAUAACAGGAAAACUUCGUGAAGAAAUUGAUCAUGUGAUCGGCCGAGAUCGAGGUCCAUGCAUGGAGGACAGAAACAAGAUGCUUUACACCAAUGCUGUGGUCAGAAUUCACUUCUACCUCUUCAGAUCAUCUGGCAUCUGCCUGAACUUGGGUACCACCAUAAUACCAGCACUGUCUUCUGUUCAUUAUGAUGAUGAAGAGUUCCCCAAUCUGGAGAAGUUUGACCCAGGUCACUUCCUGGAUGAAAGCGGCAAAUUUAAGAAAAGUGACUAUUUCAUGCCUUUUUCAGCAUUGGAACACGGAUAUGUGUUGGGGAGAACAUGGCUCAGAUGGAAUUAUUUCUGUUUUUUACUAUCACCUUACAGAAUUUUACCUUGAAAUUUCCCAUUGACCCCAAAGAUAUUGACACCUCCCCUGUUGCCAGUGAAUUUGGCAAAGUACCCCCUUCCUAUGAGCUCUGCUUUCUACCUUUCUAAAAAGCAUGAAGGACCACCACUAUUUCCAGCUGCUCUAGAUUCUCCUCAUUUGUUAUGGAUAAGCUGUAUUCAUUCCAUUGUACUGCGAUGAAAGCCCUGUAUGAUUUUAGCCCAAUACUCUCUUCUAGAAUAAUCUAAGACUCCCUCUGACUUUUGCCAAAAUCAUGACUUAAGUUUCCCCAACAUUCCCAGAAAAUUCCUCUGUUCCUGGAAUAUUUCUUCUCUUUUCUUCACCUGCACUGAUUAAAAUCCUACCCACUCUUCACAUCACAAUUUAGAUGCCAUAUCC
This is a messenger RNA of Phascolarctos cinereus (koala), 890 nucleotides long. The record is from RefSeq and is a predicted model, not a curated record. NCBI's taxonomy places the organism in Eukaryota, Metazoa, Chordata, Mammalia, Diprotodontia, Phascolarctidae.